Cladocopium goreaui is the source of this 2196-nucleotide messenger RNA. Lineage: Eukaryota; Dinophyceae; Suessiales; Symbiodiniaceae. The record is from the annotation of a GenBank genome assembly.
AUGCCAACCUUCCCUUCUAUGGACUCGUAUGGACAAAAGCAAAGCUGUGAAACCGGAAGGUUCCUUUCCAAGACUCCGUGGGAGACGCUGAAGGCAGCAACCAGUUCCAUCUCCUCCUUGGGGCGGCGCAGUCGCUGGCGUGAAGCUGUCGAGUCUGUGGGCCAGCUGCAGCCAAACAACGUUCAGCCAGAUGCAGCCGUCUUCAAUGCCGGCAUCACCGCGCUGGGCCGCGUGGCUGCAUCAUGGCUGAAGGCCUUGCUGCUGGCACAGCAGCUCUUCGCCAGCGUGCGGCCCAGUCGCUACAGCUGCAACGCUGCAAGCAGCGCGGCCAGCAGCGGCUGCUGGCCGCUGGCGUUACAGCUGCAGCUGGUGGGAAGCUGCUGUGCUUUGGAGCGCGACGUCGUGGCAUGGGGAACUGAGGUCAGGAUCCAGGAGAGGGUGGGAAGAUGGCAGAAUGCAGUCGAAUUGCUGGGAGAAGCUGAGAAGUUUGGGGUGAAGAUGGAGAUUAUCACCUGCAAUACAGUGCUGAGCAGCUGUCAAAGGGAAGCUGAAUGGCAGAAGUGCUUUGACUUAGUGCGGCUGAUGUGCGCCACGCCAAUGUCAGUGGACAUCAUUUCUUGGAGCACCAGCAUCAACGCCUUGGGAGUGCCAUUGCGCUGGAAGCUGGCGUUGUCGGUGACCAGCGGCCUUGGGCAAGAUGCGCCCAACUCCUUCACCUACUGUGCCCUGUUCAGUGCUUGCGAAAAGGCUGCUGCUGCUGCUUGGCGGAUCGCCUUGGAAGGGCUGCAGCUGUUGCCCUGCAGGCGCCUGAUGCCCGAGACGAUUCUGGGCAAUGCCGUGUUGAGCGCUUGUGGCAAGGCUGGCAAGUGGAUCAGUGCCACAUCGCUGCUGGCUGACUCUGGUGACUGUUCGUGGAAGAAUGAUGUGUCUGUCAAUGCAGUUCUUGGUGGUUUUGGCAGCGAGGAUUGUGUGGGUCUCUGGCGCAGCGGGGAAAUUCUCUUUCAAUCGAUGCGGGCAGAAGGCCUGAAGUCCAAUCUUAUUUCAUGCAAUUCGUUGAUGACGAUCUUUGAGAAGAACGGGGAAUGGAGACAUGCACAAAACAUGCUGGCCACAGGGCUCAGCUGCUUUGGUGUAACUGAAGAUGCUGUGACUUUCAAUGCCAUGUUGAGUGCCUAUGGAAAGGGGUACCAAUGGAGAUGCGCACAGUGGCAGCUGGCCUGUCUGGUGAAAUCCCAUCCCAAAAUGGUAUCUGUGGUGACUUUGAGUGCCUGCAUCAGUGCUUAUGGGGUUGCGGCAGCUUGGGAACGAGCUGUACACCUCUACAACAACUUGGUGGAUUUUGGCACCCAACCAAAUUCAGUGACCUGUGGGGCCGCAUUGGGUGCAUGCGAAAGGGGCCGCAGCUGGAGUCUGGCGCUGGGAUUGGCUGAAACCUCGGCCAGCUUAGCUCUGGGUCCGGUGGAACUGAAUGCAGCUCUCACUGCCUGCAGUUCCAGCCACGUGACGGACCGAGCUUUGAACUUUGCACGGCAAGCCGUCGCCAAGCACAGGCUGCAAGUGGAUGUGGUGACGUGCAACACAAUUUUGAGUCUGUGUAGCCAUGAAGGCCUUUGGCUUCAAUCCAUCCAGUUGCUGCAGGGUGGCAGCAUGGGCUUGGACUUCCGUAACCUUCAGCCCGACAUAUUGAGCUUUGGCGCAGCCUUGGCUUCAUGUGCAGUGGCGGGAAGGCCAUUUGAGGCCAUGGAUUUGCUCAUGGAUGCGGCGGCAUCUCGCAUCAUCCUGGACACCGUAGCAGUGACCAAUGCAGUCAGCGCCUGUCAUAGGAGAAAUCUUUGGCAGCAAGUUUUAUACCUAGCAUCUGGAACGGCUAGUGAUGCAGCUCUGCUCCAAGUAUCUUUGGACUCAGCUGACAUUGCUGGCUGCCAAGUUGCCUGUGUGGAAUUCUUGGAUGCACUUGCGUCCGAAGGGACUGAAGCCAUGGGGGUUCUGACUGAGGGCGAAAAGAGAUGGAGGAAGGUUGCAGUUGGUACUUGCAAGACACCGGUCUUUGGCCAGAUGCUGAGUCCUGUGGUGAAGAGUGUCCCAACAUUUGGGGCGCUGCAAAUUCAGAAUUCAUUCUUCUCGUCGGAGCAGACCGUUGGACCAGUUUGGCUGGAUUUUGGGGUCCCAGAUCAGAUCUUUGGAACUUUUCCAUGA